CUACUGCCGCUGCCACAGUAUCGCUUGAUCGUAGGGCCCACCUGUCAGCUACAGGUGGCACGGCCGGGAUCCAGCUCGUCGUCUCCUUGCCACCGACGGCGACCGCCCCCAACUCCUCUCCUCCCCCUCCGCCUUCACUGAGGUCACCUUAGAUGCGGGUUUCCUUCUCCUCGUAAACCAUAAUCUCACCACGCCUCGCGCCCAAUCGGACGCAAAUACUCCUGGUCCAAUCCCCUCGAGCGGAGCAGAUUUGGAUCCGGCUCGGCGAGAUGGAUCCCGAGGACACCACCCCGCCGGUGCCGAGCCAAGGGGAUGCGGAGACAACUCCGCCGCCAGUGCUGGAAGUGGCGGCGGGGGAGGGCAGCCUGGCUAGCGGGGGCGAGGAGGCGGAGCGGGCCCACGAGGAGAAAGAGGAGCUCGCGCGGGAGGUCAUGGAGCUCGGCCUCCAGAACGAGUACCUCAGGUCCCAGAUUACCAGCGCCCAGCCGGUGGGUGACGCGGACGAGAGACUCGAACUCGUUAGGGGCUUGAAGGAGCAGGUGGAGAGGCUGAACAGGGAGGCGCAGGAGCAGCGGCUGACGCGGGAGGCCACGGAGAAGGCCCUGGAGCACGUCAACGUGGCCUACGCCGAGGCCGACGGCAAGGUGCAGGAGCUCACCGCCAAGCUCGCACAAGCUGAACAAAAAAUGGAAAAGGAACUAAAAGAACGUGACGACAAAUAUGUUGAGCUGGAUACCAAGUUUCAGAGGCUUCACAAGCGUGCAAAACAACGUAUACAAGAUAUACAAAAGGAAAAAGAUGACCUGGAAGCUCGGUUUAAUGAAGUUAAUCAGAAGGCUGAGCAGGCUGCUUCUCUGCAGUUAGCAGCACAGCAGGAUCUGGAACGUGCUCGUCAGCAGGCUAGUGAGGCCUUAAGGUCAAUGGAUGCUGAAAGGCAGCAGUUGCGGACAGUUAACAGCAAGUUGAGGGCUAACCUCGAUGAGACACGUCUUGCCUUGGAGGCCAGAAACAAUUCUCUUGAGAAACUGCAACAAUCAGUGCUUGAGAAAGAGCAGUUGCUAGAGAAAGUUCAAGGAUCCCUUCAAUCUGCUGAAGAUAAGAGGAUGGCAAUAGUUUCAGAGUUCACUGCUAAGCAUCAGAAGCAAAUAGAAAGCUUGCAGGCGCAGCUAGCUGAAGUUUCUGCAGAAAGGAUGAAGGCAUCUGAAACCAUACAGUCUCUACAGGCGGUAUUAACAGAGAAAGAUUCAGAAAUAGCUGAAAUCGAAGCAGCAUCAACAGGUGAAGCUGCCCGGCUUAGAGCUGCUUUGGAGGAGGUUAAAGGGGAGCUCGCUCAUCUAAAGGAUGAACAUGAAAAGGAAAGGCAAAGCUGGGAGGCUACUUGUGAAUCUCUCAGGUCAAAGCUGGAAGCAUCAGAAAAUGCAUGCCUUAGAUCUGAAAAAGAAUCCGCCAAAGUUAAAAGUCAAUUGGAAUUAGAGCUGUCAGCACGAAAUCAAUUGUUACAAACCAAAGAUUCUGAUCUAAUGGCUGCAAAACAUGAGAUUAGUCGACUGGAAAGUGAAUUUUCUGCAUACAAGGUCCGGGCACAUGCACUUCUGCAAAAGAAGGAUGCUGAGCUUACUGCAGCUAAAAGUUCAGAUUUGAUUAAAGAACAUGAAGAGGCCAUAAGGGAAGCUGAAAAGGAGGUGGCAGCUGCUUUAGCAGAAAGAGAUAAAGCAAUCGAUGAUCUCCAAAAAGCAGAAUCCAGACAUGGUGAUGAAGUUGAGGCAAGAGAUAUGGCUCUUGCUGAUGCUGAGAAAAAGCUAAAGGAUGUAAUGAAGAAGUUAGAUUCUGUUACUUCUAAUUUCAUCUCAGAAAAAGAAUCCUGGGAGAAAAACUUGUCGAAUGUAGAGGAAAGCUGGAGAUUGAAAUGUGAGUCUUUGAAGGCUCAGAGCAAUGGCCAUGUUGAUGAUGAACUUCAAAAGAAUUUAGGAGAGCUGACACUAAAAUAUGAGAAACUGAAGGAAGAGCAUCAAUCAUUCCGUGAUAUAGCUGAUAGAAUGAUUGAAGACAAGGAACGAGAGAUAGCUAAACUCCUCAAAGAAAACAGAGACCUUCACCAGUCAUUAGAUGCUAGACCAGCAGUUAGCAACAAUGAUUAUCAAAGUCAAGGACCUGUUAAGGAGACAAUGAGUGUUGAAUUGGCUGAGCAACAAAUUUUGCUUCUCGCACGACAACAAGCACAACGAGAAGAGGAAUUGGCUCAGUCACAGAGGCAUAUCUUAGCGCUUCAACAAGAAAUUGAAGAGCUCGAGCGUGAAAAUCGUCUCCAUGAUCAACAGGAAGCAAUGUUGAAAACCGAGCUUCGCAAUAUGGAGAGAUCACAAAAGCGAGAAGGAAUAGAUAUGACAUAUCUCAAAAAUGUGAUUCUAAAGCUUCUUGAAACAGGGGAAGUGGGGGCGUUGUUGCCUGUGGUUGGGACGUUACUACAGUUUAGUCCUGACGAGCUCAAAAAGUGCCAGCAAGGUGUCCUUUCAAGUGUGGCUUCUUCACAAGCUGCUGCAGUGUCAGAUGGCACAACCACACCGAAUUCAUUCUUUGCCAGAUUCUCAUUCUAACGGAGGUUUAAGGCUUUGCUCUUGAGGAUCUGCAGUCUAGCUAGGGGAGAAGAUGUCCUGAGCCUUCAGAUUCACAGUUUUGCUGAUUGUAGGGAACGCUUAUUCAUUUAUUAUUUACAAGGCGUCCAUUCCCCUUCUCCUUUUGUAAAAGUAGUGUACAUAUGGCCCACAGCAGAGUCAAGAUAAGGAAUGUAAUGGAGUAUAUAUUUGUGCAAGUGACAUGAUAUAUAGCAGCUCAUGUUAGGCUAUCGAGUGUCGAGGGGAAUGGUUUAUAGACUGUUGUACAAUUUUUAUUGAACACUCUUGAGGAUUCAGGGAUCAUGUUUUACUUUGAACUGUUGAGUGUUGUCUCCUCCA
This is a messenger RNA of Sorghum bicolor (sorghum), 2951 nucleotides long. RefSeq names its product protein GRIP. NCBI's taxonomy places the organism in Eukaryota, Viridiplantae, Streptophyta, Magnoliopsida, Poales, Poaceae. The record is from RefSeq and is a predicted model, not a curated record. The coding region runs from base 270 to 2594 and encodes 774 amino acids. Gene Ontology annotation, biological process: reciprocal meiotic recombination. The transcript is spliced from 21 exons.